This is a messenger RNA of Spinacia oleracea (spinach), 3715 nucleotides long. RefSeq lists its product as uncharacterized. The transcript is spliced from 2 exons. The record is from RefSeq and is a predicted model, not a curated record. Lineage: Eukaryota; Viridiplantae; Streptophyta; Magnoliopsida; Caryophyllales; Amaranthaceae. Bases 1783 to 3255 code for a protein of 490 amino acids.
CAACACGAAGAAUUCAUUGUGUAAUUCGCACGACGGCGCCGCCGCCGGAAACUCCCUGAUGACGGUUAUUCUUUUGGCAGACGGGAGGAGUUGACUCCGAUGCCUGUGAGGAACCGUAUAAUCAAGCAUCAUCAGUUCAGCAAAAGCUUUUUUUGUACUAUUGGUGAGCCAGUUCUAAAAAGAUUUAGUCUGAGGAGAAUGUAGCAAAAUUUGUUGCCAAUCAGUCUGAGGUGAAUGUAUCACAGAUGCUGGUUCAUUUUUCACAUGUUUCUGGAAAUAAUUUAUCCCUACUGCGUGCUGCAUUCUCCUAAAUGGUUAUCUCCUAGAGGGCGGUUAAUAUUCCUGAUUGAGACGUAUAUUCGUAGGAAGUAGAAACAAGAUAUCUCACAUAUUGAAGUGGAGCAAAAUCAGUUGCUGAAAUUGGAAACUCAAGGAAGAGUAUCAAAAAACAUUUGAAACUUGGGGAUAUUUGAUGUUUCAUCCUUUACUGACAUCUCUAAAGGACUGCAUUAGUCACGGUGAUCUUGGUAAAGCUUUUAGAACCUUCUCUUUGAUCCGGCUUCAUGUCACUCUUUCUGCUUCUCAGGAUCAGAUCUUAGAGCCGAUUAAUUCCCUACUAGGAGCUUGUUCAAAACUUAAGUUGCUCCAACAGGGUAGGCAGGUACAUUCCCAGAUCAUAAGUUUGGGUCUGGAUCAACAUAGUCUAUUGCUGCCUAAGAAGCUUGUCACUUUAUACUCAACUUUUGAUCUAUUGUCUGACGCACAUUUGAUAGCUGUGAAAUCUAGUGUUUUGGAUCCUUUGGUUUGGAAUAUCCUUAUAUCUGCAUACAUAAGAAAUAGGCUCUCAAGUGAGGCUCUGUCUAAAUACUGACAAAUGUUGAAUUUCGGGAUCAGACCGGAUGAGUUUACGUACCCAUCUGUGCUGAACAACUAAAUCUUCGUUUUGGUAAAGAAGUUCAUAGUUCCAUUCUGGUCAGCAACUGUGGUGGGUCUAUGUGUGUUCAAAAUGCAUUGAUCUCCAUGUAUGGAAAAUGGAGAUAUUGUAGUUGCUCGUUUCCUGUUCAAUAAGGUGCGCAAUAAGGAUGCACUUUCAUGGAAUUCUAUGAUUUUCGGAUAUGCUUCUAAGGGUAUGUGGGAAGAAGGGUUAGUGCUAUUUGAGAAAAUGUUGCUCGAGGGUGUUGAAUUGAGCAUUAUAACAUGGAACACCAUUAUUGGUGGGUGUUUGCGAACUGGAAACUAUGUGAGAGCACUUGAUUUGCUUUCUCAAAUGAGAGUAUGCGCCAUUAAGUUGGAUGCUGUUACAAUGGCCAGUGGGCUGAGCGCUUGCUCUCAUACAGGAGCUAUAAAAGUAGGGAAGGAGAUGCAUGCAUUUACUAUCUGUGGUGGUUGUGCUAAUGUAAUGAACUAAAUAGUAAAGGUUAUAAUGGGUAGUGCAAGUAGUAUUAAUACUAGUAUCCUUAGGAAGAAGACAAAUUAAGUAGUUAGAGUAAAGAGGAUAUAAAUAAGGGCACAUUAGGUUAUGAGAGUCAUGUUGAGAAUUUGGUAAAGCUUAGGCUUUGGAGAGUGGUGACCUCAAGUCACUAAACCUAGAGAUUGGUGGCCUCAAGUCACUACUUUUAUCCCCUUUUGUGUUUUUCAUCCAUCAAAAAAAUUAAAUAUAUUUUAAUCAUUAAUUUUCUACUCAAAUUUAUCAGUUCAUUUCACUUGGUAUCAGAGCGGUACAAUUCUGGGAGAGAUCUGAUUUUCCGAGUUUCCAAUAAAACAAAAAAAUAAAAUAAAAAAAUGGAUGUUAACAGUUCUGAUCAGAAAUCACAGGAGAAGUGGGAUGAGAUUCUCCAAAAAUGUAAGGAAGAUUUAGUGAAAAAUAUUAUGGAAGGUCUUUCUCCGAUCUUUUCUUUGUUACGGCAAGAAUUGAAGGAAAUCAAAGAGAAAUUUACUGAAAUUAGAGAAGAGAUACUCAAAGAGGAAGAGAAAAAGGUAGUGGCGAAUUCAGAGGUGGUUGAAGUGGAAGUGGUGGAGCAUGCAAAUCUGCAGAGAAGUGGAUCUAGAGAAAAUCUACCCUUUGUCACCGGCGGAAAUGCAGAGGCACCAGAUGCUGGAAAAGGAGCCUCAUGUUGCAGUUUCGUUGUCAAGGAUUUUGGUGGUAGGAUGAGCGGAGGUCAAGGAUUAGGAGGCUAUGCUGGUGGCGUGUCUGAUGUUCUCAUAAGGAAUCGAAAGAAGAGGAAAUUUGAGAGGGGAGGUGCUGGAGGCAGCGGCUCCGGCGGAGGACCAGGCCUUGCUAGACAAGGUAGAGUGAGUGGUGAUGUUGGUGUUUUGUUAGAUAGACAACCUGUAGAAGUAUUUGAACAUGGUGGUCCUGGUUUCUUUAACGAAAAGUGUAAUUUGGGUGGUGGAACCACCACUUGCGGUGGCCUGGAGAAGGAGGGAGGCAGAUUCGUGAAGGGUGGAUCAGGAGCUAGUGGUUCUGGUGGGGGCCCGGGUUACUCCGCGGGUGGCUGCCUCGAAGUUGGUGUUGCCGGCAGUAUGACUGGUGGUAGAAGAUGGAGUGUUAAAGCAGCCUUCCAGAAGAACCAAGGAGAGGAGGUGUAUGGGAGAACCACAGUUGAACUUGUCGUGGGUUUGCUGAAGAACCCUAAUGUGGAAGAUAAGGGAAGCAUGGUCAAAGGCCUAAUAGAUGGUACAACUGGAUUUAAUGUUUUUAGGCCACUUGCAACUGAUACAACUAAGGAAAUUCAAGAAAAUGGGCCUGCUUACUUUGAGCCCAAAUUAAACAAGCUUACAGUUGGGCUUAUGAGCUUUAGAUCCAUUUCCAUAUCAAAUGAAAACCACACCAGUUCCACCCAUAGUUCCACCCAUAACUACAGGAACCAACACAACCCAAUUUAUGUUUCCUGCUCACUUUGGUACAACCCAAACCCGAACACCAUUCCCCCCGACCCGUACUCGCUUUACACUUACCAUCUCAAUUACACCACCCAUUUUAACCAAAAUUCCAUACUAUUUCAUGACCAGUUAAUGAAUUUCUAUUUCAUAGCCAAGCUAAUGCCCAUCACCCUGACAAUUACCAAUGAAGUGCUACAAAACAAGUGGCAACAAAAUUUUGAAGAUGACAAGAUGCAAUUGUAUUCCAUGCUUAAGCACCUUGAGGACAAGCUGCAAUUCAUUCAACAACUCGCUCUCAGUUUGGGCCGCAAGGAGGACAAGGAUCAUUGUUAUCGGCGCCAAGAAGUCAGUGCAAACUUCUAUCCACCUUGAGGACAAGGUGGAAGUUUAGGGGGUCGGUAUUGUAAUGAACUAAAUAGUAAAGGUUAUAAUGGGUAGUGCAAGUAGUAUUAAUACUAGUAUCCUUAGGAAGAAGACAAAUUAAGUAGUUAGAGUAAAGAGGAUAUAAAUAAGGGCACAUUAGGUUAUGAGAGUCAUGUUGAGAAUUUGGUAAAGCAUAGGCUUUAGAGAGUGGUGACCUCAAGUCACUAAACCUAGAGAUUGGUGGCCUCAAGUCACUACUUUUAUCCCCUUUUGUGUUUUUCAUCCAUCAAGCAAAUUAAAUAUAUUUUAAUCAUUAAUUUUCUGCUCAAAUUUAUCAGUUCAUUUCAGCUAAAUUCCUGAACGUUCAGAAUGCAUUGAUAACCAUGUAUGCCUGGUGUCAAGACCAGACAUGCAAAUAUUGUGUUCCAACAGAUGGAAGAAAAAGAUAUAAUUUCUUGGAAUUCGAUAA